Molecule: messenger RNA, 414 nt
Organism: Eubalaena glacialis (North Atlantic right whale)
Lineage: Eukaryota; Metazoa; Chordata; Mammalia; Artiodactyla; Balaenidae
Gene: GHRL
Product: ghrelin and obestatin prepropeptide
Biological process (GO): positive regulation of growth hormone secretion; negative regulation of inflammatory response; regulation of response to food
Cellular component (GO): extracellular region
Molecular function (GO): growth hormone-releasing hormone activity; ghrelin receptor binding
Source: RefSeq, a predicted model, not a curated record
AUGCCCUCCCCAGGGACCGUCUGCAGCCUGCUGCUCCUCAGUGUGCUCUGGGUGGACUUGGCCAUGGCGGGCUCCAGCUUCCUGAGCCCCGAACACCAGAAAGUACAGCAGAGAAAGGAAUCCAAGAAGCUGUCAGCCAAACCAAAGCCCCGGGCCCUGGAAGGCUGGCUUGACGCAAAGUCAGAAGUCAGAAGUCAGGCGGAAGGCGCAGGGGACGAGCUGGAAAUCCAGUUCAGUGCCCCCUUUGACGUUGGGAUCAAGCUGUCAGGGGCUCACUCCCACCAGCACGGCCAGACCCUGGGGAAGUUUCUUCAGGACGUCCUUUGGGAAGACGCCAGUGCUAAGUCCUUUCUCCAGUUUCCUCGGAGUCCCAAUAAACCCCAGCCGACAAGUGACCGGCCCUGAGUCCAGCCA